GAAGGACGUCUCAGCAUCCAGCAUCGUGUCCCUGAUCCUUGAGAAGGUAAAACAACCUGAACUCUUCUGUCUCCGUCUGUUUGACCACAAAGACAAACAGGAUCCGUAAAAUCACUCCGUUAACUGUCGAGUCAGCUGAUUCUGUCAGCUGAUUGGCCUCCGACAUGCUCCGCCUCCUGCUCUGCGUGGCCGCACUCAGCCGGCUCACAGCUGCAGAUCCUGUUUCGCUCCCGGCUGAAGUCGACAUCAGCACCUGUCGCAUCCCGUAUUUUGGAAAGCUCUACGACAAACUGUAUGUGGGCAGCAGCGGAGGCAAACUCUCAGUUUGUUUCACUGGACCUUACAGUCCUGGAACCAAAAACGACUGUCUCCUGGCAACUUACAAUGGAGUCACCAAGGUUUCAUGGAAAAUAGAAACCGUUACGAUUAACGCUGGUUCAGAUUAUCACAUGUCUCUGGAACAGCUCACAGGUUCGUCUCCAUGCCGCGUGGUCCUGAAUCUGCAGGACUCCAAUGAUCAUGUGAGUACUGUGCAGUUUCAUCAGCAGACAUCUGAAUAUCUCAGAACAAAUCGAUUCCUGACAGCUUCAUGUUUCCAGAUUCAAUACCAUCUCCGCCCGUUUGACGACCAAGCAGCCGUGCAAGUAAAGCUCACUGAGUCCUUCACACUGAGUUCUCUGGCCGUCGAUGUGCAGGUCGAUGGUGAUCGGUUGCAACAAUGGAGUUUCACACAAAAACAGUUUGCGUACUACAAGGACAUGAGCGGAUGCAGACACUCAGGUGUUUUCUAUGAACGCAGCGUGGUGGGGUGCGACUCUAAGGCACGUGUUGUAACCUGCAAUGCUUCAGCCGCCCUCAGCAUCAGUUCCUGUGGCCCAGGAGGGCGUUGCCAGGGCAACGGACAGUGUGUGUUGGACGCCAUUUGCACUGUGAGCGGCUCCGAUGUCAUUGAUAUCAGUGGAAAUAUUGGCUCUGUCCUGGAUCGCUGUGCGUACACUCUGAUAUCAGACACAGGCUUCAAGCUGCUGGCCGUCUUCCAGGAACGCCGCCGUAAAGAUGUGAAUUUUUUGGACCAUGUGAUUCUGCAUCUGGAUGAGAAAGACGUUAACAUUCAACUGGGACCAGGCGGGGGAGCUCAGGUGGACGACUCGGCGCUGAGCCUGAACAGCUCGACUCAGCUGAUUCACGGCGUGGAGCUCUCUAAGGAUCACACCGGAGUCACCGCAAAGAUGACGCUCUCCAAAUACAACGCUUCUAUCUUCUUUGAUGGCAACACCGCACAGAUUCACAUGACAGGAGCAGGACCAGCUCCCCUGCAGGGUUCAUGUGUGAACUCCAGCAAGUUGAGUGAAGCGAAGCUCUCCGAGUACAGCUCUGACAGCUGUGAGACGCAGUACAGCGAGCCUGCUGACAGUCAGAUCAACUGCACCACCAUGGCUGAACACUGUAAUCUCCUGAACGAGGCUCCCUUCACCUCCUGCCACGACCACAUCGAUCCAAAUCCGUUCAUCACCGCCUGCACCAACAUGCUGUGCAAAUACCCGGCGGUGGACGGUCUCCAGUGUCAGUUCCUGGUGGCCUACGCCAGAGCCUGCAGCACGUACAGCAGCAACAUGCCGGAAGGCUGGAAGUCAAAGGCCAGCUGCUCCCCCCCUCAGGGUUUCUGUCAGGACACCGUCUGCAGCGCUCAUGAGUUCUGCGGUGAAGACGUCUGUGGUCAACCUCGCUGCCUCUGUCGCGCUAACUUUGCCUCCAAAUACAGAUCGAUGGGAGUUUUCGGCGAGCCGACGGUCUGCAGGAGGAACUCCGCUUCAGUUUCUCUGGCUGGUUGCCUCCUGGCGGAAAAAGGCAUCGACUACUCUACCUUACACCUGAAUGACAAAACCUGCAGAGGUCAGAUGGAUGAAAAGACCCACAUGGUGAACUUUGGCUUCAACAGCAACAAAGACUGCGGGACGAUUGUCUUGGCGGAAAACCAAAAAAUCAUCUACAAGAACACCAUCAGGACAGACAUCAACGCCUCGUCAGGUGUGGUGUCUCGCCACGGCUCGGUCCAGAUGGACAUCUCCUGCUUCUACAUCCAGCCAGAACUCCAGAACAUCAACUUCAAAAUAAAAGGCGGCAAAGCGAUGCAGCAGAUUUUGUCUGGAUCCUGGAAUUACACUCUGUCUCUAAAAAUGUGCGCCGACCUCGCCUGCACUCAACCGCUUGACUUUUCAAAAGGCGUCCAGAUGGACGAGACCAUCUACAUUCACGUGGAAACCGACGGGCUGGACGGCAACUUGAUCUCCUUGGUGACCGACUCCUGCUACGCAACCGACGAGCAAUCCGGUGGCGACGGGUUGAAAUACGACCUCGUCAAAGACGGCUGUGGGAACCCGCAGGACAGCACGGUGAAGGUCGUUGGUAACGGAAAGGGAACAGGAACCAUCGUGUCCUUCCAGAUGUUCCAGUUUAAAGGGAGUGACAGCGGCGUGUUCCUCAACUGCAAAAUGAAGCUGUGUUUGAAGAACAACCCCAGCUGUGUGCCGAAAUGCCAGCGAGGGAGGAGGAGGAAGAGAUCCGUCAGGCCUGAAUAUUAAGAUGAGAAUCCCGCCUUCAUCAACGUGUCCUGGAGCACUUAAGGUCGUUACUAUGGCGACUGACCGGCUGCCCACCUUCAGAAUGAUUCAAGAUUUUUGCUUCGUCCUGAUCAUCAUCAAUUAUCAUCAUCAUUCAUCAUCAUCAUCAUCAUUCCGAGCCUGGAUAACUGAAUCCCUUCAGUUUUAGAACGAUGCAUCAUCUUCACUCAGCCCCUCCAGGACCUCGCAGAGGUUCUCUGAUUAUUGACAACCUGCAGUUUGCAAGAUUUCUUCUAAUUUGACCUUUUUUUGUGAAAGCUCUCCCCCAGCACCAACAUCAGUCUUCUGUUUACUGUCCAGCUGUCACCUUUACUAGAAAUUCAGUUUUUUAAAGACCUGUCUGAAUGCAAAUUUACUUUGAGUAAACACAUCUGGCAGCUCCUCACAUUCCGGUGGGAGGUUUACUUAUAAUGCGAUCUGCUGAUGUCCUGUUGUCCUCUCAGUACAUUAGACUGUUGUUCUCUUCGCUUGCACUAAAUAUAUUAGACCAGCGAGUCUCGCAGAGCAGAUCUGAGCAGAAGUAUUUUUGAUUCAACACCACAGAUGGAGAAAUUGUGGUUAAUGGUAUAGUACAUUUUUGAAAAUGCACAGAAACACAACACAGCACAGUCAGAUCAGAUUUCAGCAGGUGAAAUUUACUCGUAAACGGAGGUAAAAAGACAGGAAAUGAACAGGGAGUGAAAUCCGGUGUGACCACUGCUGCAGCGUAUUUUAGGAUCAGGCUACAUGUGUUGUGUUCAAAUCAAAUCAAACUAAUUAUGUGUUUGUUUGAGAUUGGUUUCUGGAAAAAGUGACAUUAUUCAUCAUUUUAGUUCCUGAAUGCCCCACGCUUAUUUUAGUUAUUAAAUGCCCUACACUCAUUUAAGUCCCUGAAUGCCCCGCGCUCAUUAUUGCAGAUAACAAGUUCCUGGAGGGACUGAAUCUAUAAUCAAUAUUAUAACUUUACUUUUAUUAACAUGGUGAAGGGAAAUGUGUCUUUGAUUUGAAUUAUAACCACUUUAUCACAUAGCAACACUCUUAUUAAACAAAGACAGUGAUUAUGAGAAGAGUUUCCAGUAAUCAAUGGGAGUGUUUGUUCUUCUAUAUGAAACUAAUAGAAAGGAUUUACUGUGUUUUUACAUUAGUGCUUCAUUCAGUUUUUUUUUAAAUUUUCUCCCUUAAACUCAUUGAUUAAAAACAGAUUAAUUGAACUUAAAUUGAACAAGACAAAACAAGAACAUCUGGUUCAUGAAGCAUGAGUUACAUCUUUGUGACUCUGGAUAGUUAAACAGACUGCAGAUAAAUAAUCCUGUAAAUGGCAGCAAUCACCAAUAAUACUCACUCUACUUAAUGGACUACAUUUCCCAACAUGCUCUGGGGCUGUACACCAGGUUUCUGUUCCAACAAGCAGGUUCAUUGAUCGUCUGAAACACCUUUCAGUUCUCAUGUUUUAACUGCUGCUUUAAUCAACAAUAUCAACUUUUCUUAAGUCAUAUGAUAAAAAAAAAGGUUUUGACUUCAGGUAUUACUGACAUAUAAAUGAGUCUCAACAGCUCAAGAAAAAACAUUGAGACUUCAGGUUUUCAGCUCAAGAAAUCACAAUUAAUUAAUUUUAUUUUGUCUCCUAAAUUCAUUAAUUGAAUUAUAAAUCAGUAUAAAAUAAGUAAACUCUACGUCCAGCCUACACAGCGAGUUACUUUCCUGAUGUUUCCAGUUUGUAUUUUCUGUCUAGUUUCCGGAGAGCAGCAGCCUGUAACAGGAAGUCAGUUCAGCUUCAUUCGCUGAGCUGUGACAGAAGCUCCGACACGACGAGGUUUAGAUGUUCAGUCAGAAUCAAUCGACAUGCUGAUCAUUCAUAGAUUCAUGUUAAAUAACGACUGUAACUUCAGACUUAUUGACACUGUUGACAUGCUGUUGUGCUGUAUGCCCUUCAUUGUGUUAUUGUUUGUUUAAGCAUCCCAAAAGUACAAUAAAAAUAAAUAAAUAAUGGGAAUCUGGGUAAAAGACAAAUAUGAGUUUGAGUCUUUUUUUAGUGAUUCGUCAGUUCCUUAUUUUAAAAUACGUCCUCCAAAUGAAACAAGCAGAUCCGUGGUUUGAUCAUG
Molecule: messenger RNA, 4702 nt
Organism: Thunnus maccoyii (southern bluefin tuna)
Lineage: Eukaryota; Metazoa; Chordata; Actinopteri; Scombriformes; Scombridae
Product: alpha-tectorin-like
Exons: 18
Coding region: 165-2582 (805 amino acids)
Source: RefSeq, a predicted model, not a curated record